AUGAGUGAUACCCAGUACAAUGGCUCGAACAAUGGCAUGCUUGACUGCCGCCACCGGAACAUCACGUAUAGAUUAGGAGACAAUGGGGAUUUGCUGCUCCAGUAUUCUGAGAGGACCUACAUCCCCGGAACUGACGAAGUCAUCUUUCCUAUCCGGUAUUAUUUGAUCAAGCACGACUGGUUUGUCACAGCUCGACGCGAGUUGUGGAGAACAUCCUCCAAGGGAAGCGGGCAGCCCUGGCCAGCCUGGCCAGACGUCGGGAACCUCAAGGAGCUGGUGACUGCCCGUGAUCAGCGCAGGAUCCUGGAUCUCCUCCGAAGCCGCUUGCUCAACAGUGAUCAGUUCCUCUCAACCUGGGCUCAGGACGUCAACGACGUGUACCUUGCGCAAUCGCUCAAGAAUGGACACUACACGGCCAGGUUCUGGACAAAGGAAGGACCAUCAGAGCAAUUCUGGGAGGGCAACCAAUACGAGCAGGGUUUCAUGCGGCAAAUGUUGGAGCAGUUUCUUGGUCCGUCGCCCCAGGAUCUUGUCAGAGCUCAAUGGUGGCAUCCUCUGUGCGGUCUGAGGUGA
Molecule: messenger RNA, 573 nt
Organism: Filobasidium floriforme
Lineage: Eukaryota; Fungi; Basidiomycota; Tremellomycetes; Filobasidiales; Filobasidiaceae
Exons: 2
Coding region: 1-573 (190 amino acids)
Source: RefSeq, a predicted model, not a curated record